UAUACCCCAACAUAACACCCAUUUCACCCAAGAAAACUCGAAACAACAACAAUGGCAGCAGCUAUAGCCGUUCUAAACCUCUCGAGCCCUAGGGUCUCAGCCAAGGCAGCAGACACACCAAAGAGCGCCCAGACCAUCAAGCUCCCCUGGCUCGGCCACCCUUGGAAGAGGUCGACCCAGUUCGGAGCGGGUCGCAUGCACGUCCGACCUGUGGCUGCAGCCCCAGAUAAGAUAUCGGAAAAGGUGGCGGACAGCAUCAAGGUUGCAGAGGAGGCGUGCGCGGGCGAUCCAGCAAGCGGGGAGUGCGUUGCGGCAUGGGACGAGGUGGAGGAGCUGAGCGCGGCGGCUAGCCAUGCACGGGAAAGGAAGAAAGAGGCAGACCCCCUGGAGACUUACUGCAAGGACAACCCGGAGACGGACGAGUGCCGCACCUAUGAAGACUGAAUACUGAUCAACUGGUUAUUUUAGCUAGUAACGAUCGAUGAUUUUUAUUAGAUGUUUGGAUUUUAUAUAUUAUUAUUAUUGUUAUUUAUGGACGGAUGUGGAUUAAUAUUUAUGAUGAUCAUGAAUCUUAUCAUCUGUUGCUUUUCUUUACCA
Juglans microcarpa x Juglans regia is the source of this 597-nucleotide messenger RNA. Its product is annotated as calvin cycle protein CP12-1, chloroplastic. NCBI's taxonomy places the organism in Eukaryota, Viridiplantae, Streptophyta, Magnoliopsida, Fagales, Juglandaceae. The coding region runs from base 52 to 444 and encodes 130 amino acids. The record is from RefSeq and is a predicted model, not a curated record. Gene Ontology annotation, biological process: negative regulation of reductive pentose-phosphate cycle. The transcript has a single exon. Gene Ontology annotation, cellular component: chloroplast.